This is a messenger RNA of Hylaeus volcanicus, 1290 nucleotides long. RefSeq lists its product as uncharacterized. NCBI's taxonomy places the organism in Eukaryota, Metazoa, Arthropoda, Insecta, Hymenoptera, Colletidae. The record is from RefSeq and is a predicted model, not a curated record. The transcript is spliced from 5 exons. Bases 157 to 1290 code for a protein of 377 amino acids.
CAAACGUUCACUCUCCAAAAGUACACUAACUGUUCUUUUUUUUUUCCUACUUGCAUAAUUAAGUUGACAUAUUGUUUUCCCAAAUCCUACCAUAGGUCCUUUUUUUUUCAUAUUAAAAAAGCAGUUUCCUUUGCACAAGUAACGGUUUGAUGAACAAUGACAGUAGUGAAUUCUUCAAUUAAUCUUUUUAACAAUGAUUCACAAUUGCAUACCCAUUUAAAUAGGAAAAAAUUGUUACCUCGUAAAGCAUCUUCAAUACACCGGACACAUUGCGUUUCUUCAUCAAAAAAUUUUUUUUUAAAAGAUGAGAGCAAGGCAUCAACACGAAGAAUUCGAGUCACGCGUAAAAAAUCGUGUGAGAAUGCCACCUUUUCAGCUUCUUGUUCCAACAAAUCCCCCUUUGCUAAGACUCCGUUUGAAAAAACUAUCACAACGUUGACUGUGUUAAAUUAUAUUAUGUUAUUCAUUCAACGUUUAAUAGCGCUUGGUGCAGCUGCUAUUACAUUGAAUCUGGGAAUAAAGUAUUAUUUACUGGAUUUGAAGUGUUGGGCUUUAUCUUGUGCAGCGUUUUGUUUUCGUUUUACAUUUUAUUAUAUACUCAACUCAUGCUUUUGUUUAGCUCGCACGGAGCCAACUCGUCAAGGUUUUGUAGCCAAAGUUUACGAAAUUCUUUAUUUUAUCGGUGAAAUCUGUUCCUUACUUUAUGAACACUCCAAAUCGUUCCGAUUGUUUUCUUUACCUAGUCGAUUUUUUCACUUGUUUUAUACCAUUUUUUAUCAAUUUUUCAAUGUCUGCUUAGCUCGCGUUCAAUUUUGGUCAACGUAUGACAAUAGAAAACAAUUCAAAGCAAUAUCCCUAUCUAACGUUUUUCCUUCUAUUCCGCCUGAAAGUGUUUUGUAUCGCCUUUUCACUUUUCUAUUGCUUUGUCUUUCAAUUCUUUAUCAGCUUGUUUUUAGAAGAUUUUUUGAUAAAAUUUAUGCUGAUGGCAAAAAAAUAUCACUUGCUCGCCUUUUUUCUAUCCACCCAUCUUUAUACAAAUUCAACACAAAUUACAUACGCUUUCUUAAAUGCUCUUGGACAUUUAAUGGGAUCCUUUAUAAUUCAUCGAAACGCCCCUCAACCUCUUCAUGUUUCGUAUGCACUCAUUCAAAACAUGAAGACAUUCUCGACCAGUACCUCAUGGAUCCUUAUGAACCAAAUGACUUUCUUUAUAUCAACCCACCUCAGAGGAAAACCACAGACGAAAUCUUCGGCUGGGAUUCUAAUGAAUCGGAUAAAUCAUUUUCUUAA